AACAGGCACCAGCGGACAUUUCAGUUUUCGGUCUCGGAGACCGCGGGCCAAGCGGAACUGCGGCGAAUCGAAGAGAAGCGGCUGCAAGAGAAACGGGAUUUCGAACAGCUCCAAGACGAACAGACGCGCAAGCGGCAGAGUUUUUUCAAUUUUCUCACCAGCCAAGCACCGCAGUUCGAGUUUGCAAAGUAUCUCGGGGUCGGGGGGUCGGGCGACGGGACAAAUCAUGCCUGGGCGAGUGUAGAGCAGGCGCGGAAUGGCGCGGAUAUGCUGGAAACGAGACGGGCCCGCGAAGAAGCCUAUUUCUGGUGCACGGAGCAUUUGAAGUUGGUGCAGUCAGACUUUACACUAUGGGGUCGUCAACGUUGUAUUUGCCUCAGACCGUAAAAAAAAUUCUGCGCGCAUUUUUUCGCGGCGCGAAGCUAGUAAACCUGUGCACGCUAGUGAGGGGCUGACUUGAAGGCGGUUUGUUUUACCUAGCUUGUCAGAAACAGUGCUCCAGUAGGUAAGUGAGUAUUGACGCGAAGGGGGGCGGGGUGCUGGGGGUUCUUCUGUGGCUGAUGUUUCCACCUAGAAAACGCCGGGCGCGCGCAAUAUUUUGCUCCGUUUUCCGGAUUGCUCUCUCCGUGCAGCUAUUUGCCGCUAUGGCCUGGGUCAGCGUGUGAGGCUGGAAACGCCCCGCGAGAUGCCUACACAGGCCCUGGCCUCGUCGCCUCUAGCAGGCACCACACACACAUGUUGGCCGCGAAGGCCUUUCCGGAGCCCUUCCAAAAAGGGGGGGCCGGAGGGGUACCCGGAACCCUAAAAAAAAGCCUAUUGCCUUUUCUUCGAAUCACGAUGCUGCUACCCCUCCCCAAAAGGGGUCCCGGAACCCCUCGGGGAACCCUUCCCGAAAGGGUCUCGGGCUUUUCGCAUUUUGCCGAAAAAGCCGCAAAGGCAAAAUGCGCGCGCGCCUGCCGGUACACGCGUGCGCAGCUGCGCGACAUUAGAAACAAGAGGAGGCGCAGCCGCGGCCGGUUCCGUUUGCGCCCUCGACUCCGACCGACUUGCACAGAUUGAGGCCCAUUGUCUAGCGGCUGGACUGCAAGAGGACCUGCUGCAGCACCUCCAGGCUGCAGGGGCGCUCCGAGGCAAGUCCGUGGAGCAGCAGCGCCGGAUAGCUCCGUCUUUAGCCACUGAGAAGCGCUGCGAAUAGGCUAGCUAUUUCAUUAGGUGCGCAACAUAGUGGGGGGCUAUACGUGUGCAACGUGAUGGAUAUCAAAUACAAAAAAAGGCGCGCGGAAAUUUUUUUACAGCUUGAGGCAAAUACAAGUUUGACGACGCCAUAUACACCGGGUGGGCUGUACUACAACAAUGCAUACAAGAAUAGAGGAGUGGAUGAAGCAGCAGCGCCAGGGGUAAUGCGAGGGGGUCUGCGUGGUCUUCGAAGAAGGGCACAACAAGAUGUUGAAACAAAGGCACUUCUUCUAUCAAAAGGAAAAAUCCCCCCUCCCCAUAUCGAAAAGGAAACUUGUAAUGCUGGAUAUGCGUACUCGUACACAAAUCAGAUCUGUCUUGCAGUAGAGAACUGCAAGCAUAUGCCAACCCUGGGCAGCGAGGUUCUGACAUAGGCACCCAGCAUUACAUAUGUCCACGCUGUAGGCCGAGCAGCAUCACAAACCGCCUGCACAACGCGGCGCAGCCUGUGGAGUUGGCUACAUGCAAAACAGAGACGAUUUGUGGUCACAAAUCAGCAUUGCAAAUUUUCCGUGGCUUCUUUUUUGAUAUGGGGAGGGGGGAUUUUUCCUCGCAAUAUCUUCGCGACCUAGCGGAAACGACGAUAGAGACGGUAUUAGAAACCCCGUUGUGCCGGCAGUAUUUGCUCUUAAACGUCCCAUAUCAACUGUAAAAAUGUCUGGGUCUGGAAGAUUCUGACACUUGUCAUGCAUAAUUUGUAUGACCCAUGAUGCCUGCAUAUGCAUGCCCUAGCAUGACAGUUUUUUUGAGAGCUUCUUGAUGCCUAUUCCGCAUGACAAAUGCCCUCUCCGCGUAGCAAAAAUUACACGUCUUUUGGUACUCAUGCAAUACAGAUUUUUCUGGAAUCCAAAUGCAGCAUCACAAGUUGCAUUCUUUCAGACCCAGACAUUUUUACGAUUUGAUAUCCCAGAUAGCCGCAUGGAGCACACGUUCUUUCAGACCCUGCUCGGCAUGGGUGUCUGCUCCAUCGGGGAAAACUACCAGAAUUUUCGCCGGAGACAGGACUUUUACCACGACAAAUUUCCUAAAAGCAGGCUCGGCGGAGGACUUCUAAACGCGGGCAUCAUGGAGUUGCACAUUCGGG
Amoebophrya sp. A120 is the source of this 2320-nucleotide messenger RNA. The record is from the annotation of a GenBank genome assembly. Lineage: Eukaryota; Dinophyceae; Syndiniales; Amoebophryaceae.